UCAGACCCAGAAAAGCUGCUUGAACGCCUCCAGGAGAGCUUACAAUCAUCUCCCUCGUUCGUGAAUUUUGAGUCUACCGGUAGUUAGAACGCCUUCAGCUCUAUAAUUGCGUGCGUCCCAUGCUCCUUCCUCACCUCUAUUCGUCGCGGUCUUCGCGUGUUACUCCACAGCCGCGUGUUAUUCGCCUCACGGUCUCGUGUGCAAACCCUCUUUCCCUUUCUAAAUUCGUCUCCUAGUCAAACCGCUCAAGUAUUUUACCGACGCUUCAGAACGCCGCCGCGGCCGCUUUUUACGAACCAUCCACUCCCACAGCAGCCAUAAACGGUCUCAGUCCCGAAGUAGUCGAGGUUACCCCCGGUUCCCGAUUUCCCCUUUCCCGCUGCAAUCCAGGUGGUGAAUCAAAAAUCACCUCGCAAUCCAGGUGGUGAAUCAAAAAUCACCUCGCAAUCCAGGUGGUGAAUCAAAAGUCACCUCGCAAUCCAGGGGUGAAUCAUCAAACGCUCCUGCGGCGUUCAGGUGGUCGCAAUGCUUUCAUCCGACUCCUUCCUUCGCGAUUUGAUCGGCGGCCGCUACCGCCGCGUGCGGCUGAUCGGCCGCGGCUCGCACGGCACGGUGUGGGAGUGCGAGGACAUCCACACGUCGCUCCGGGUCGCCUGCAAAUCCAUCCCGCACGUGCGCGACGCGUCGUCGCGAGUGCACGCGGCGCCUGUGCGCGUGGAUGACAUCUGUACGGAGGUCUGCGCUUUAAAGACGGUCGGCGGGCAUCCUAACGUCGUCGGUCUAGUCGAGGUAAUAGUAGAUCCCGCCGAGGCGCACGUAAUUAUGGAGUUGGCGCCGGGCGGGGAUCUCCUAACGGAGCUCAUGCGGCGCGGCCCGUUGAGCGAGCCGCUCGCCGCUACAGUGGUGCGGCAGCUCGCGUCGGCUGUCGCGUUCUGCCACGCGUGCGGCGUCAUGCAUCGCGACAUCAAGCCCGACAACGUGCUGCUCGUGCGCCCUCCGCCGCCGUCCGCGCGGGCGCCGCCGGUGGCAGUCGCGCUCGCAGCCGCAGCUGCGGAAUCCGAGCGGGGCUCGGAAGCGGAUGGCGGAAGCGCAAGCGCAAGCGCAAGCGGAGGAGGAAGCGGGCGCGCGCGAGGUCCGGCUCAUCUGCAGGUUUUGGAGCGGGAGGGAAGGAGCAGCGCGGAACGCGGCAAGUUUACAGGGAACGGCUGGGAGCGCAGCAGCAGCGGGAGCAGCAGCAGCAGCAGCAGCGGGAGGUCGCAUCAACCCAUGAGUCGCAAUCUUCAUCACAAUCACCAUCAACAUAAUCACAAUCACCAUCCAGGGCACGUGGUACGGGUUUUCGGGAACCGAACCAACGUGUUCGGCUUGACCAACAGCCAAAGCACAGGCGGGAUUUUGUCGCGCGGAAACGAUGCUUCCGCGCAUGCUUCUCCGCCCGCCAGAACCGGCGCAGCGUCGCUCCCCUCUUCCCCUACAAAAUCCAAGCUACGUUGCGCUGACUCCCCCGCUUCCCCCUCGUCCCCCGCCUCCGUCUCCGCCACAUCGUCGCCUUCCCCGCCCGCCUCCCCCUUACGAAACAAGAGUCCGCGACCCUACAAUCCCGCAGGCCCCACUUGCGCUUCGGCCUCCCUUUCCUCCGCCUCUUCCUCCGCUCUCGGCGCUUCUUCCGCGCGCGGCGCAAGCCUUCGCGCGGGCUCCCCUUUGGCGGAAGAUUACGUGGGCGCGGAGCGGCAGAUUCUGGGCGUGAAGCUCGCGGAUUUCGGCGUUUCCGCGAUUCUCAAGGGCGGCAUGCGCGAGAUCCGGCGCAGCAGAGGCGCGGGGACGCCAGCCUAUAUGGCGCCGGAAAUGGGCUGGGGGAAGAGGGGAGACGGGCGCGGGGAAGCGGGGGAGAAGUUGGGGGAGAAGGAGAACGGGGCGAACAAGGGGGAUGGAGUGCAUGGCGGGGGAAAUAACCCUAGUUUAUUGGAUCUGCCAGCGUAUGGUGUGAAGGCUGAUGUGUGGAGCCUCGGGGUGACACUGUGCACAGUUUUAACUGCCCGAAUUCCCUCCCAUCCUGUAGAUUUCUCGAAAAAGGAGUGGGAGGGGGUAUCUGACGACGCGAAAGAUCUGGUCCGUCGGAUGCUGGUGGUGGACCCGGAUCGACGGCUGAGCUCGUUCGAGGUGUUGGAGCACCCGUGGCUGAAUCAGACGGCCGUUCGAUCCUUGGACCCUGCUGUCCGCUGCCCCCACCUGCUCUCGCCCGCCCUACCUGGCACAACGAGUGGUAACCAGGUUACAAGAAUCGUCUGCAUGUAGCUGCUGAAGGUGCCCUCUCCCCGACUCCUCGAUCCUUGGACCCCGCUGUCCGCUGCCCCCACCUGCUCUCGCCCGCCCUGCCCAGCAAAACCAGUGGUAACCAGGUUACACGGAUUGUCUGCAUGUAGCUGCUGCAGCAGGGACAGCAGUGAAACCAGUCGAAAGAGGUUGUAGCAGGGGCAGCAGCUAAUGGUAACAGCAGCAGGAGUAGCACGAAAGGCUGUAGCAGGGGCAGCAGCAAAUGUUGUAGCAGGGGCAGCAGUGGCUGGUGAGGGCUGCACUAGGGGCAGCAGGUAGCCCACAUGGGACCAAGACUGCAAUGCAAACAGCAAGUAUACCUCCAUACCAGCAGCAGUGGUAUUGACUCCGAGGCGGCUCAAUCGUCAACCAGACAAAUAACGUGAACAAGGAGAUGGUGGGAGGGCGAUGUACCACCUUAUGUGUUCAGGCAUGCAUCCCUUCCCACCUUACUCCUUGCACUAAUAACGAAGCGCCCCUUACAAGGCCCCAGGAGGAGCCAUGGCCCAGGGCUUACGGCAAUCGAAUUAUCCUCAGCACACCGUUAGAAUACUACUGUACCUACAUCUGGUGGGGAGGAGCUGGAACGUUACCAUGAGCGAAGUAGGCUGAAGAGAGCUCUUGGAUCAAGAGGUACUCCUUAUAAGGGCCCCUCGGUAACAGCCAGGGCGUUCUGUACUGUACCUAUGGUAACAGCCAGGGCGUUCUGUACUGUACCUAUGGUGGUGGUGGCCCCGUGAUUGAGUUUUGCGCCGGACCGGAAUGCACCUACCUACCCUUGUAUUGGUUUGGAAAAUCUAAUGGAUUUGCCCCAUUGCUCCUACGUUAAUUUUACUGUAUGACGUUAUGAAUUACG
Molecule: messenger RNA, 3169 nt
Organism: Closterium sp. NIES-67
Lineage: Eukaryota; Viridiplantae; Streptophyta; Zygnematophyceae; Desmidiales; Closteriaceae
Source: the annotation of a GenBank genome assembly